This is a messenger RNA of Castor canadensis (American beaver), 2966 nucleotides long. It is a transcript of the gene Acbd5, whose product is annotated as acyl-CoA binding domain containing 5. The record is from RefSeq and is a predicted model, not a curated record. Gene Ontology annotation, molecular function: fatty-acyl-CoA binding. NCBI's taxonomy places the organism in Eukaryota, Metazoa, Chordata, Mammalia, Rodentia, Castoridae. Gene Ontology annotation, cellular component: cytoplasm; peroxisome. Gene Ontology annotation, biological process: fatty acid metabolic process; pexophagy.
CGGGGCUGCGAGGGGCUACAGACGGACCGACGAACUCCGCGGGAAUGGGGGGUGUGGCUGCUUGGCCAGCGUCCUGUGGGUGGGAGAGCGGCUCGGCGACCACCGGUGGCCAGACCCCCGCCGCUUUCUGCUAGAGAUGCUCUUCCUCUCGUUUCAUGCAGGCUCCUGGGAAAGCUGGUGCUGCUGCUGCCUGAUUCCCGCCGACAGACCUUGGGACCGGGGCCGGCGCUGGCAGCUGGAGAUGGCGGACACCAGAUCCGUGCACGAAACCAGGUUUGAGGCGGCCGUGAAGGUGAUCCAGAGUUUGCCGAAAAAUGGAUCAUUCCAGCCCACAAAUGAAAUGAUGCUCAAGUUUUAUAGCUUCUAUAAACAGGCAACUGAAGGGCCCUGUAAACUUUCAAGGCCCGGAUUUUGGGAUCCUAUUGGAAGAUAUAAAUGGGAUGCCUGGAGUUCACUGGGUGAUAUGACCAAAGAAGAAGCCAUGAUUGCAUAUGUUGAAGAAAUGAAAAAGAUUCUUGAAACUAUGCCAAUGACUGAGAAAGUUGAAGAACUGCUGAACGUCAUAGGUCCAUUUUAUGAAAUUGUAGAAGAUAAAAAAAGUGGCAGGAGUUCCGAUUUAACCUCAGAUCUUGGUAAUGUUCUAACUUCUACUCCAAAUGCCAAAACUGUUAAUGGCAAAGCUGAAAGCAGUGAUAGUGGAGCUGAGUCUGAGGAAGAUGAGGCCCAAGAAGUAGUAAAAGAAGUAAAACAAAGUGAUAAUCAUAAGAAAAUGAUGAAGAAAUCAGCAGACCACAAGAAUUUGGAACUCACUGUCACUAAUGGCUAUGAUAAAGACAGCUUUGUUCAGGAUAUACAGAAUGACGUUCAUAUUGAUUCUUCCUCGAAUGACAGAAAUGCUGAAGAAGUAAAAUCUAUAGAUCAAAACUUGGAACAAACUGGAAAAACUGUUGUCUGCAUUCACCAAGAUACAAAUGAUGAUCAUGUUGAAGAUGCUUCAGGAUUUCAGCAUUUGACAAGUGAUUCAGACAGUGAAGUCUACUGUGAUUCUAUGGAGCAAUUUGGACAAGAAGAGUCUUUAGACAGCUUUGCACCAAACAAUGGACCAUUUCAAUAUUACUUGGCUAGUCGUUCCAAUCAGCACUUGGAAAAUUCUCGUUUUCCUAAAGAUGUUCAAGUAUCUCCUGGAAAUGGCAACAUAGGGAAUAUGCAGAUGGUAGCAGUUGAAGGAAAAGGUGAAGUAAAGCAUGGAGGAGAAGAUGGCAGAAAUGACAGUGGAGCACCACACCAUGAGAAGCAAGGUGGAGAAAGUGAGGAGUUCUCUAAUGUUAGAAGAGGGAGAGGGCACAGAAUGCCACAUUUGAGUGAAGGAACCAAGGGUCGGCAAAUGGGAAGUGGAGGUGAUGGAGAACGUUGGGGCUCAGACAGAGGGUCAAGAGGCACCCUCAAUGAGCAGAUUGCUCUAGUGCUCAUGAGAUUGCAGGAGGACAUGCAGAACGUCCUUCAGAGACUUCAUAAACUGGAAACACUAACUGCUUCACAGGCAAAAUCAUCAACAUUGCAGACUAGUAAUCAGUCCUCUUCACAGAGACCAUCUUGGUGGCCCUUUGAGAUGUCUCCUGGUGCAUUAACUUUUGCUAUUAUAUGGCCUUUUAUUGCUCAGUGGUUGGUGCAUUUAUAUUAUCAAAGAAGAAGAAGAAAACUGAACUGAAGAAAAUGGUAUUUUACCCAAGAAGACUGCUGGACCUGGAUGACCUAAGAUUGAAAUGAAUUGUGGAAUUCACAGGAAAACCUUAGUUUGUGAUGAUUAGAUUUCUUUUUUGUUGUCCAGUAGUUUGGUUUGUGUACAUAAAUACUUAUAUAUUUUUUGCACUACACAAAUGAUAACAUUUUAAGGACUAAUAAUAUUGCUGAUACUUGAAUAAUCAAUCUCAACUAGGUUAAAGUAGCAUACAUAGAUCUUCUCUACUCUUGAACUUGAUGGACAUAAAUUAUAAUUAUUGUUUGGUAACAUGUUUACAUGAUUAUCUCCUGUAGAGAAAUAUAAGCUGCUUUUCCAAGAUUUAGUUGUGAUCAUGAGAUCAGAUUUGUAAGAAUGCAAACCAAGAGUGAAUUUCAAAUGAGGUUAAGUUGAUUUUACAUUGGUCACCGAAUUGCCAUGACAAUUAGUAGAAGAAUCUUCGUUAUGUUCACUUUGUAGACUGCACAUAGUCUUCUUGGACAUUCCUGACUCAGACUUGGUAUUCAGGUGUCGUUACUGAAAAUCAGAGCUCUUUAUCCUAGGCUUAGUUUUUGCAAAUGAUUCACAGAACAGAUGUAAUCUGCAUAUGGAAAUGAUAAAGAAUGGGCCUAAUAUAGGUUUAAAAGUAUAUUCUGAACCUGCAGAUGAAAAAUAAGACUUUAAUUCAAUCAUAUACUUUAUUCCUUUGUAAUCAUUCUUCUUUAAGUGAGGAUAUCUAAUGUUUGCUUCAUAGGGUGCUUUGAAAUAUAAAAUAAAAACUUAUUUAUACUGUUUUUACAAAGGUAAAAAAGGAAACAUCUGAAAAUCACUUUUCUGCAACUGGUGAACCACACUGACCGAACUCUUAACCUCUUAGUGCCUCAGUUUUUCCUUCGGGGUAUUAUAUGUGUAUGUACCUACUUCACAAGGGGUUGGAAGGAUUUGAAAGCUACAGGCCAUAUGCUUCUAUAUAUAUAAGGCAUGUAUGACUAAUGGAAAUUUAAGUCCCUUUGCCCCAUCCCUCAUCUUUAGAUAGAAAGGAAGAUCCUUAAAGACCAUAUUUGGAAAACCAUCCUUCUUGGAUAGCUUCCCCAACUCCCUGCUCACCUUAUUGUUCCUUGUGCUGUAACAAUUUCUUUGAUUUAAAGGCUUUAUAGCAAAUAAUUAAGCAUUCUUUUUUUUGUUUUUUUUUUUGUGGUACUGAGGCUUGAACUCGGCCUACACCUUGAGCUGCUCUACCAGCCUGUUU